UCAGUUCUUUGAGUCGAAAAUAAAUAUCCGACAUUUUGAUACGUUUUGGACAUACAUGUAACAAAUGUCCGUCCAACCUUUGGACAUCCGGACGGUCCCGGGAGGAAGUGGGAAGGAGGUUAUUCCUCCAGCUGAUGAGGGAUUUUACCCUAAACUUCCGCCAAUCACUUCAGCGCAACCAACCGGAAAAAGACCUGACCCACCAUCUUACAUCUCCUUGUUUCUGGUGUCGCCACCCAGUAACAAGAAGGCGAGUGUUUACGAAGAUGAGCCGCCUUCCUUCUGGGAGAAUGGGGGAUGUCUGUGCCAAAAAUCAGAUUUAAAAUAUUUACUUCUUGCAGUAGUGGUGCUAUUCGGAAUUUUGUAUACAUACGAGGGUGUAACGUUUAUAGACCUCUGUCCUGUUGCCUCGUCCUUGCCCCUGAUAAUGGGAGUUGAAGGGGUUUCCCUGUUGGGAUUCUUGUUACUUUACUUUUUUCUGUUACCUUCAAGUGAAAAUCAACGCAAAGAGAGGAAGAGCGAGGAAGACAUCCUUAGCAAACAGUGCCAUUAUUUGAUUCGUCUUGUCCUCAUAUUCGUCUAUAUCACUUACCUAUAUAUAAUAUGGAUAAUUGGCUGUGUACAAGUUUUUGAAAUAUCUCCCGAUUCCGUUGACAAAUCGAAGCAAUUCGGAAGCAAGGCUAAAAAUGAAUCCUGGUACUGUGACACAGAAUUUUAUGACGUCAUAUACUAUGGCAAUUUAUGUCAAUCAGCUGUCCAGUCUCUGAUAGCCUUAAUAAUCAUAAUAUUCUGGAUGUCGAACCCGACCGAAAAACAAAGAUUCAUGAAACAGAAAUGGAAGACAUGGUUCCGGAUGUUAGAUCAUGAUAAAGAUGGCACAAUCAGCCAAACCGAUAUGAAAAGAACGAAUGAAAAAUUGGAAUCCAUUCGCAUAUACCUCCGACAGAGAACUGUACCGUUGGACUCAAAGAAAGCUGCAACGUGGUGGACAACACAUAUUUUUCGAAGAGGGACAAAUUCCAUUACCUUUGAUCAAUUUUGCAAUACCCACAACAAUUUCAAUGUUCAAUAUACUGAGUCGGAGGACUUUCAAUCAGCUGUGCGUCGUUGUGUAACAGAGUUUUUUGAUUUUUUCUCUACCCACGAGCAAGGCCGAAAUCAUAUUUUAACCGAUGAAAACUUUGUGCGCUUUUGGAGCAUGUUAGCGGGUACUGAAGAAAAACGUGCUCGGGAGCAUUUAAAGGAUUUUCCUAGAUUGCUGUCAACUGGUGAUCUAAUGUUGGCGUGGAUGGGUUUCUUACAAAAUACGAAUCGAUUUGCAUAUAAAUAUUAUGAGUCUCAAGCCGUUUAUCAACUCUUAAAGUAAAAAGAUAUAAAAAUCUCUUGACGGAUUGUAUAAUAUUCAACGGACCUCUCAAGAAUUUUUCAUUCAUAUGGAGACGCUACAACUUGCAUGUGGAGAGCUGCAAAUUUUGUCCUAUACUCGGCACUUAGGGCCAUCGAGCAGCGACUGAUUUUUUUUUCGUGCCAGAAUCUACUGCAAUACGGAACCUCGGUUUUAACGGUCUCAUGUGAAGCACUUGUCUCAACGUCCCACAGUGGGAUUCGAACCCGCGACGUAAGGAUCAACUCCUUACUUCGUGGCUCUAACCACUGCCACGCGGGCGACAAGAGUCUCUUGAAAGAGAUCGUGAUUGAAGGGAAAGGGAAGAAAAGGGUGCAUAUUAAAGGGUAUAUUCACAGGGAUAUUAAACAAAACACGUAAAUUUGAGUUUCAUUUUUUAUAUGUACAUGUACUGGUAAUAUAUUUUUAAGAAAUAAUGGCAGCAAAUGGGAUAUGCAAACUAUAUAGUCCUUUCAUACUUAAUGUCAAAAACAUUGACGUGCGUCAACUUUCGCAAAACUUAGUUUAUUUUGGCUAAAAGAUAAACACAUUAUUCUUAUUUUUCAUUCGAAAACAUAUGUAUGCCAUUCAUUAAUAAAAAGAUGAAUUCAUCGGACAUCUUGUAUGCUAUCUGACAUGACUCAUUAUUUUCAUUUGAUUGACUACAAUUUUGAUAUAUGCCGUUUUGAAAUUCAUUUUAAUGUACAAUGUCUCGCCUAUCUCAUAUUUCUAAUAAUUGAAAUCUCAGUCUGUUUGAAAAUGUGUUUGUGUGUGUAAGAGUGUGUGUUAGGGCAUUAAAUUUUGUGUGUGCGCAUGCGCUAUUUUAUGCUAUUUUUCGUU
This is a messenger RNA of Saccostrea cuccullata (small rock oyster), 2224 nucleotides long. RefSeq lists its product as uncharacterized. Gene Ontology annotation, molecular function: calcium ion binding. Lineage: Eukaryota; Metazoa; Mollusca; Bivalvia; Ostreida; Ostreidae. The transcript has 6 exons. The record is from RefSeq and is a predicted model, not a curated record. Bases 65 to 1366 code for a protein of 433 amino acids.